CCUCUGUAUAUUUACCUACCUUAUGAUAAUGCUUUGCAGUCUACUUUUUCUCAUGGUAAUACAAUGUCGGCCAGACCUAAACUGAAUGUGCAGAACUUCCCACGACCACCCUUGCUGGAGCAGAUUCCUCGACACCUACUGAUACGAUGGAGUGGUCAGACUCUUGCUGACACCCGAUCUUCUUUCUGGGUCUUGGAAACAACACACCCACCGACAUACUAUCUUCCGCGAGACUCAAUCUUGCAUGAUUUCAAGCUCAGCCAGGCACCAGGGAGAGCCUCGCUGUGUGAGUGGAAGGGUCGGGCCACAUAUUGGGAUGUCACCAACCAAUCCACGGGCGAGACAGUUAAGGGUAAAGUAUGGAGCUACGAAUCGCCCACGCCGGCAUUCAAGGACAUCAAGGGGUAUCUGUCAUUCUAUGCCAAUGAUGUCCCAUGGGAAUGUUUCGUGGACGAUGAGAAAGUGACACCUCAAGAAGGUGACUAUUAUGGUGGAUGGGUGACUAGUGAAUUGGAAGGUCCUAUGAAGGGUGGCCCAGGUACAUGGGGCUGGUGAUACACUGCACAUGCACAGUGUCAAUGUCACGCUCUGGUCAGGAGCUUGUGAUCAGAAUAGGUUGCUGCGAACCUGGACAAUCUGGACGAAUAUUGCUCUGACAUGGCAUGAGACCAGGCUUUGCUUAUCGAGUCGUAGAUGGGUAUGAUAGCACCGUCACGAUACUCGAGAAACGCCAUUCUCUUGUUCAGGCCAUUCCACACAGCUGUAAUCCGUAUGUCCCAAGCUUUUACGCUCUUCGUGUAUAACAUGAAUAUUCCUGCCUCUCAGGGCUACUGCUUAGGGACUUGUCUACGGACAGCAAAAGAGGAUGCGGGGGAUCUUGCAGCUGGAAGGAGAUGGAGGGAGACAAUCGCAUCACUGGAACCGCGCAAGUAGCGGGAGGCGAAUUUCGGGUUGCAGGGAUUGAUACUCCGUACUUUGGAUCUCAUCGGAACACUGCCGGGUCGCGUAUCUGUUGAAAAGAGUCCGGGGAGAUGUGUCUCUAGAAAGGCACAAAGGCCAGAGUGUAGUGGGAGGUAAAUCGCAGCUUGGGUUAGACGUUUAUCUAGAAUUGCC
Messenger RNA from Exophiala oligosperma, 1113 nucleotides. RefSeq lists its product as uncharacterized. Bases 64 to 555 code for a protein of 163 amino acids. The transcript is spliced from 2 exons. The record is from RefSeq and is a predicted model, not a curated record. Lineage: Eukaryota; Fungi; Ascomycota; Eurotiomycetes; Chaetothyriales; Herpotrichiellaceae.